GGUAAAACAACACUUGAGAUUUUCACUUUCAUUCGUUUAAUACAAGAAUUAAUCAAGAUGGACUCCCAAAACAUGAGCUACAAUGCUGGACAGGCCAAGGGCCAAGCUCAGGAAAAGGCUAGCACCAUGAUGGACAAGGCUAGCAAUGCUGCUCAAUCUGCUCAAGAAUCCAUGCAAGAGGCGGGGCAGCAAAUGAAGGCAAAAGCACAAGGAGCUGCUGAUUCUGUGAAGAAUGCAACAGGAAUGAACAACUAAUGAACCUAAAUGGAU
This is a messenger RNA of Cajanus cajan (pigeon pea), 270 nucleotides long. RefSeq lists its product as uncharacterized. Lineage: Eukaryota; Viridiplantae; Streptophyta; Magnoliopsida; Fabales; Fabaceae. The record is from RefSeq and is a predicted model, not a curated record.